Messenger RNA from Phacochoerus africanus (Common warthog), 2584 nucleotides. It is a transcript of the gene GARS1, whose product is annotated as glycyl-tRNA synthetase 1. Gene Ontology annotation, molecular function: glycine-tRNA ligase activity; ATP binding. Gene Ontology annotation, biological process: mitochondrial glycyl-tRNA aminoacylation. The record is from RefSeq and is a predicted model, not a curated record. NCBI's taxonomy places the organism in Eukaryota, Metazoa, Chordata, Mammalia, Artiodactyla, Suidae. Gene Ontology annotation, cellular component: cytoplasm; mitochondrion.
CCGCGCGCACCGCUUCCGCCGCCACCCCCUCCAGACCUCCCAGGGCUGCCGGCUCAUGCCCUCUCUGCGCCCGGCGCUGCUUAGAGCCGCCCGCGCCGCUCUGCUGCUGUCGCCACCGCCCCGGCUCCCAGCCCAGCCGCCGCUCCUGCCCUGCCGGCACAUCAACACGCCCGCCCGCGCCCCGAUCUCGUUCCCCGCCGCCUCCGCCGCCGCCUCGCGGAGCAGCAUGGACGGCGUCGGGACUGAGGAGGUGCUGGCACCUCUUAGGCUAGCGGUGCGCCAGCAGGGAGACCUUGUGCGAAAACUGAAAGAAGAUAAAGCACCCCAAGUAGAUGUAGACAAAGCAGUCGCUGAGCUCAAAGCCCGGAAGAGGGUUCUGGAAGCAAAGGAGCUAGCGUUACAGCCCAAAGAUGAUGUGGUAGACAGAGCAAAAAUGGAAGAUACCCUGAAGAGGAGGUUUUUCUACGAUCAAGCUUUUGCUAUUUAUGGAGGUGUUAGUGGCCUCUAUGACUUUGGGCCAGUUGGAUGUGCUUUGAAAAACAACAUUAUUCAGACCUGGAGGCAGCACUUUAUCCAAGAGGAACAGAUCCUGGAGAUUGAUUGCACCAUGCUCACCCCCGAGCCAGUUUUAAAGACCUCUGGCCACGUAGACAAGUUUGCUGAUUUCAUGGUGAAAGAUGUCAAAAAUGGAGAGUGUUUUCGGGCUGACCAUCUGUUGAAAGCUCAUUUGCAGAAAUUGAUGUCUGACAAGAAGUGCUCUGCUGAGAAGAAAUCAGAGAUGGAAAGUGUCUUGGCCCAGCUUGAGAACUAUGGACAGCAAGAACUUGGAGAUCUUUUUGUGAACUAUAACGUAAAAUCCCCCAUUACUGGAAAUGAUCUGUCCCCACCAGUGUCUUUUAACUUAAUGUUCAAGACCUUCAUUGGGCCUGGAGGAAACAUGCCUGGGUACUUGAGACCAGAGACUGCGCAGGGGAUUUUCCUGAAUUUCAAACGACUUUUGGAAUUCAACCAAGGAAAGUUGCCUUUUGCUGCUGCCCAGAUUGGAAAUUCUUUCCGAAAUGAGAUCUCCCCUCGAUCUGGACUGAUCAGAGUCAGAGAGUUCACAAUGGCAGAAAUUGAGCACUUUGUCGAUCCCAGUGAGAAAGACCAUCCCAAGUUCCAGAAUGUGGCCGACCUGCACCUUCAUUUGUAUUCGGCGAAAGCCCAGGUCAGCGGACAGUCUGCUCGGAAAAUGCGCCGAGAUGCUGUGGAGCAGGGUGUGAUCAACAACUCAGUAUUAGGCUAUUUCAUCGGCCGCAUCUACCUCUACCUCGUGAAGGUUGGCGUAUCUCCAGAUAAGCUCCGCUUCCGACAGCACAUGGAGAAUGAGAUGGCCCAUUAUGCCUGCGACUGUUGGGAUGCUGAGUCCAAAACAUCCUAUGGCUGGAUUGAAAUUGUCGGAUGUGCUGAUCGUUCCUGUUAUGACCUUUCUUGUCAUGCAAGAGCCACCAAAGUCCCACUUGUAGCUGAGAAACCUCUGAAAGAGCCCAAGACAGUCAAUGUUGUUCAGUUUGAACCCAAUAAGGGAGCAAUUGGUAAAGCAUAUAAGAAGGAUGCAAAGCUGGUGAUGGAGUACCUGGCCAUUUGUGAUGAAUGUUACAUUACAGAAAUGGAGAAACUACUGAAUGAAAAAGGGGAAUUUACCAUUGAGACUGAAGGGAAAACAUUUCAAUUAACAAAAGACAUGGUCAAUGUGAAGAGAUUCCAGAAAACACUACAUGUUGAAGAAGUUGUCCCGAGUGUCAUCGAGCCCUCCUUUGGCCUGGGCAGGAUCAUGUACACGGUAUUUGAACAUACAUUCCACGUCCGCGAGGGAGAUGAACAGAGAACGUUCUUCAGUUUCCCUGCCGUCGUAGCUCCAUUCAAAUGUUCCGUCCUUCCACUGAGCCAGAACCAGGAGUUCAUGCCAUUUGUCAAGGAAUUAUCGGAAGCCUUGACCAGGCACGGUGUGUCUCACAAAGUAGACGAUUCCUCUGGGUCUAUCGGAAGACGCUAUGCCAGGACUGAUGAGAUCGGCGUGGCUUUUGGCAUCACCAUUGACUUCGAUACGGUGAACAAGACCCCUCACACGGCAACCCUGCGGGACCGAGACUCCAUGCGGCAGAUAAGAGCAGAGGUCUCCGAACUGCCCAGCGUGGUCCGCGACCUGGCCAAUGGCAGCAUCACGUGGGCCGAUGUAGAGGCCAGAUAUCCUCUCUUUGAAGGUCAAGAAACUGGGAAAAAAGAGACAAUCGAAGAAUGAGGACAUUUUUGGCAACUUCUGGCCAUUUUCGCUAAUAAAAGAGUAACUCUUACCAUGUCCACUUUACAAAAAAGCAGCAUCGCAAUUCCUCCCGGUGACUGCGUUUCAUCCUCAGUGGCUGCCUGAUCUUACUUCCACAAUUAAAGUUGAAGGAAUUCCAAACAAACCUGUAGUCCAGUUGCUCGUGGUUCGGCGUUUUCAGCAAAGCUGUUUCUCCUCCCUUUGUUUAUACCCUCAUGGCUUUAUGUUAAACGCAAUUAAUAUGUUUAAAAAUUAACCUUACUCAUAAAACCGUAAAAUUCA